Messenger RNA from Scophthalmus maximus (turbot), 3578 nucleotides. It is a transcript of the gene ggt5a, whose product is annotated as gamma-glutamyltransferase 5a. Gene Ontology annotation, biological process: glutathione catabolic process; inflammatory response; leukotriene D4 biosynthetic process. The record is from RefSeq and is a predicted model, not a curated record. Gene Ontology annotation, cellular component: plasma membrane. NCBI's taxonomy places the organism in Eukaryota, Metazoa, Chordata, Actinopteri, Pleuronectiformes, Scophthalmidae. The coding region runs from base 109 to 1764 and encodes 551 amino acids. Gene Ontology annotation, molecular function: leukotriene-C(4) hydrolase activity; glutathione gamma-glutamate hydrolase. The transcript is spliced from 12 exons.
ACAACUGGUCUGAGUGAGUCGGUGAAGUUUGAUAUUGCAGUGGAAGUGAUAACCUGUAAAGGUUACAUGGAACUUUAAUGAUCCCCGCGGAGACACAUAGAAUCGUCCAUGGCGAGGUCAAAGUCGAGGGUGUACACUUGUUGCGCACUGAUGCUGCUGUGCGUGGUCGCUAUAAUUGUGUGUCUUGCUGUAUUUGUGAGGCGCAAGUGUCCGGCCGGUACUUUCUCAAAUGCUGCAGUGGCGGCAGACUCUCGGAGAUGUUCAGAGAUUGGACGGGACGUCCUUCAACAAGGGGGCUCGGCGGUAGACGGCGCCAUUGCAGCGCUGCUGUGCACCUCCCUCAUGAACCCACAGAGUAUGGGCAUCGGAGGGGGGUCCAUAUUCACAGUGAUGGACAGCUCUGGUAAAGUGAAAAUCAUCAACGCCAGAGAAACUGUACCACAGUCCUUUCAAUCUGACCUCCUCGAGUCAUGCCCCAAGACCUUCCAGCUGCUGUCAGGGAGCCAGUGGAUUGGGGUCCCAGGGGAAAUUCGAGGUUACGAACAGGCUCAUAGACUUUAUGGGAAGUUGCCAUGGGCAACCCUCUUCCAGCCGGCCAUCCAACUGGCCAGGGAGGGGUUUCCUAUCCCCCAAAUCCAAGGGCGAUACAUCCCCUACAUUGGUACAAACCAGACCCAGUCACUACGGAAGUUGUUUGCAGAUAAGGAUGGGAACUUGCUGAAGACUGGUGAUACAGUGAGGUUUGAGAAACUGGCCGACACCCUUGAGAUGAUUGCAAAUCAUGGAGCAGACGCCUUCUACACCGGAAGAGUAGCUGAGGAUUUAAUCCGUGACAUACAGGAGGCAGGAGGAACACUCACGGUGCAGGACUUGGCAUCAUAUAAGGUUGCAGUGACUGAUGCGUGGGCUGUUCCUUUGGGAGAGUACCAGAUGUAUAUACCCCCACCCCCUGCAGGCGGCACCAUCCUCAGCCUCAUCCUUAACAUCUUGAAAGGAUAUGGCCUGAAUUCAGCAUCACUGACAGGUGAACAAAAGACUCUAGCGUAUCACCGCUAUGUUGAAGCUUUCAAGUUUGCCAAUGGACUAAAGAAACACAUCCAUCCACAGUUCACCUCGGAAGAAAUGGCACGGAAAUUCACAGAGGACAGCUUUGCCGACAGAAUACGGAGCUUGAUCAGCAGCGACAAGACUCAUGGUGCCCAGUACUACAACAUCACCCCGUACCUUGAGAGUGUGGGAACCACGCACGUGUCGGUGCUGGCUGAGGAUGGGUCUGCUGUGUCCGUCACCAGCACCAUCAACCACAUCUUUGGAUCCAAGGUUUUCUCUCCGAGUACUGGGGUCAUCCUCAACAACGAACUGUCCGACUUCUGUGGCAGAGUUGAUAGCAUCUUUCCUGGGGAGCAGCCUCCCUCCUCAAUGUCCCCCGCUGUGCUCAAGUCUCUGUCGAAGACCCUUGUGAUUGGAUCGACUGGUGGGAGUAUGAUCACCACAGGGAUGGCCUCGACGCUCAUGAGUCACCUUUGGUUUGGAAAGAGCCUAAAGGAGGCGAUUGCUGCUCCAGUUGUUUUUGUUGACUCCAAAAAUGCACUGAGGUUUGAGGCCAACUUUGACAAGAAUGUAAUCAAGGCUCUUAAAGCUCUGGGACACAGUCAAGACACAUCGAGCAUUUUCUACAAUGUGGUCAACGCUGUGGAGAAGGAGGACGGCUGUAUCUGUGCAGUGUCUGAUGCCAGGAAACUGGGCCAAGCAGCCGGAUACUGAGACUGAGAGCGAGUGACACUGGUUGCACGAGGUGGCCAGAAGGUUAAAGAGACCGUCCUGCUGCCACAAAACCUGCAACAGAUUCAUCCUGAUGGAGGAUCAUGGCACGAGGCACUGAGGAACUGGCUUCUUGAGCGGAACACAUAAAAGUAACAUGUAGGAGUUAAAACACGUGACCUCUGACUAGACUGGGACUAGACUAGUAUUUAUCUGAACAAGAAGAAAUUCAUACCCCUGUCUCUGAUUGUAUCUGACCUCCUGUGACUCUUUUGUUCUGCUCGUUUCUACACGUUUUUAUCUCUUGUGCAAUUUCUGAAGUGUUUCUCUUUCACUGAAAAUUCUCCAUUCUUCUUACAUCAUACAAAUGACUUGAUAAGACAUCCAUGUAGAUACCUGAGACAAUGCUGGCUGUUUUGGACCGUAUCACUAAGUUAAUUAUUCAUAUCUGGUAUGAUAUGUUAUUCACACUUGGUACAGUCAACGCCGUUUACAUCAUAUAUGAAUACUAUGUUAGUGACAUAUGAAAAGAUUCUAAAAGCUGAUUUUGAAUGUGGAAAAGUCCUGUAAGAAAUGUGUUAACCGUCCAUACGUUAAAGGGUAGUUAUCAUAAUAAUACUUGAAUACAUUUUAUAGGAGCAUAGGAAGGUGCACACGAUUAAUAGCAACAUGUCAUAAUUCUUUACCUGUAUUUAACGAGUUCAACACAAUAAAAAAACAGUGCUUGAAUGGGAUUUAAUCCAUUAAGUUACAGAAUGAGUGCAGUGCUGAAAUAAGAAAAAACGAAUAAGGGAAGAGUUAAACAGAAACACGACAAUAAAAAUAUUGAAAAGAAUGAUAAUAAAUAAUUCCUUUCAAUUUAUGACAAACAACUAAUAAUGGAAAGUGCUUUUUUGGAUGCGGCCCUCAGCUGGCCGGUUCCUUUUAACCUGAGGCCACUUUUGAAGACAUCUGCUCUGUAAAUCCCUUCCUUUGUGCUGUAAUGUAUUCUGAACAAUCUGCUUGACUUGCUUGUGCUGUUUUUCAUAAAUUAUUUUUAAUUUUUGUGCCGGCGCAUGCAGCUGGGGCAAGAAAAUCCAAUCAAAAAGUGACUCAAAAGUUUGUGAGGAAAUACAAUGCACUUUCUGUGUCUGUACGAAGGCUCCAUGAGCCAUCGUUUUUGUUACGAUUCUGCCCCUGGAACUCUGUCGACUCUUGAGAAUUCUUUAUUUUUCUUUAUGGUCUGUUGUACAUGUUUUAAUUACUUCUAAACUUUGAUUUAUUCAUUUAAGAUUCCUCUUUCACCUCUGUUUAGUUACCUUUGUUAUCCCGUCUGUGAAUUCUUGAGUUUCCUGUUUUAUUCGGAAGUCCCCUUCCUGGUGUCUGCACUUCUUUUCCCUCUGUCUUGUUUCUGUUCACUUUACUUUUCCUGUCUCCUCCCCCUGUGAUUGUCCAUGUUGUCUCAGUUUCUCAUAUAAUCAUGUAUUAACAUAUACUAUGUUUAAAAUGUGUGUCUGGUAUGUUGUAAUAAGUAAGUAAAUAAAUAAGUAAUAAUUAGCUGAGCCUGGUGUAAAAAUUCAGAUAAGGGAAGUCUGGUUUACAAGGAGUUAAUGAACAGCUGGUUUAUUAGGGGUAGUAAGACAUUUGUGCCAGGAAAGAAGGAUUUAGGAAGAUUAAAGGGCCAACACUCUUGUUCACCCCGGCCUGGCUAUUUAAGAUGUAUUUUCUGUGAUCUGGGUCAGACUUCUGAACCAUUCCAUGGUGAACGAGCUCUGAACCAGCUGAACAGAUUGUUGUACUCUUGACUUUGUUUCAAUUAAAUAUGACUUGUAGACAAA